This is a messenger RNA of Xenopus tropicalis (tropical clawed frog), 954 nucleotides long. It is a transcript of the gene spink1, whose product is annotated as serine peptidase inhibitor Kazal type 1. The record is from RefSeq and is a predicted model, not a curated record. NCBI's taxonomy places the organism in Eukaryota, Metazoa, Chordata, Amphibia, Anura, Pipidae. The coding region runs from base 148 to 390 and encodes 80 amino acids. The transcript is spliced from 4 exons.
GAUACAUCAGACUAUAAUAUAUGUGUAUAUGGCGGGGAUGGUGCUGGGCGCUGCCCACAUUGCGCAGACAGGGGAGGGAGUAAAGGCCCAUAUGUGGGUAUAAAGGCAGCGAGAGAAGCGCUUACACCAGAUACACAACUGGGAGCCAUGAAUUCCUUCCUGCUGAAGGCGCUGCUGCUCGGGACGUUGGCAGGAAUGGUGCUUACAGCCCCUAAUGCUCAGAAGGCACAAGAACCUCUGUGUUCCAGGUACGGGGAGGCGCCAUGUAAACUGGAGUACAACCCGGUGUGUGGGACGGACGGAAACACUUACGGCAAUGAGUGCAGCUUGUGCUAUGAAAAUAGGCUUCGCUCUGAGAAAAUUCAGAUCCAACACGUCGGCCAUUGCUGAACCCAGAGACCAGGACCCCCCAGCAGACGGACAUGACUAUCCUGCUAAUUCAGUGCUUCAUGUACCCUACCCCCAGCUCUCUCUGUAACCCAAUCAAGUCAUGGCUUCCUACUGGGAAAAUGUAUCCUGUAUAGAAAUUGGGGUUAACUUCCAAUUAGACAUAUAGUAAAGUGGGCUGACUGGGCCGGCGUGGGUCCAAUAGAAUACCCUACUCAUCCUCUUCUCCAACCCCUUUUAUACUCCAUUUGUUGUUCUCUCCUUUUCUCUAUUUUCUGUUCACACUAAGUUUUUGAUCAUACUUAUCCUCGGGAGAAGAGCAGCCAUAGCCAGGUUACACGGGGCAGUUAUGUACAGCAUUUCUGGCUGGAUAGGCCAACUGGCUGGAUACUAUUAGCCCUCAUAUUCUUGGGGUAUCUGAGAACUGUAGAUCAGCCCCAGUCCCUGCGGAAAUUGUCAUCACUGUAUCUUGCAAAAAACACUGUAUUUAGGUCUAAAUGUGCCACUUGUUUUGUGUUUUUCUACUGCACACAGAAUUAAAAAAUGAUUCAUAAUGUUAAAAAAGUG